UUCUGAUUUUUGCUAUUCAAGCGGCAAAAUAACGCUCGCCGGUUGUCCUCUUUUGCAAUUUCUCAAAAACCCUUUGAGGACUCAUUGCGAAAAUCCCCAAAUGACUUUUUUUUUUGGUUAAAAAACUAUACCACAUUUUGCGUGUUAGAAGAAGCUAGGUCUUUUUAAUCGUUACGAUUGAUUUCUUUAAUUUUUUUUUAAAUUUCAAUUUCUUAUCCUGUUCGAUUGGUCUGAUCUGGUCAUGGAUUCGCGAGAUUCGUUAUCGCCGUCGGCUCCGAAUCUGGAUGGUUCCGCCGGCGACGAUGUGGGAGACCUUCCCGUCACCGUCGCACUCGCUAAAGAAGCAGCUCUUCACUUCCAGUCUAGAAAGUUCGCCGAGUGCGUUAAUGUGCUGAAUCAGCUAAAGGUUAAGAAAGAAGGCGAUCCGAAGAUUUUUCAUAAUAUUGCAAUUGCGGAGUUUUUUCGGGAUGGUUGCUCAGAUCCAAAGAAGUUGCUUGAGGUCCUUAAGAAUGUCCAGAAGAGAUGUGAAGAGCUUGCUCAUGCAUCUGGGCAACAGGAGGAGUCUGGUAGAAGUUCUGGUAAUAAAUUUACUUCGGACUCAAAAGGAAGUGGUACAACCAUACAGCAGUUUUCUUCGGAUAGUGCCAGUGUUAUUUACACAGACGAAUUUGAUACCUCUGUGGCUGCUCUAAACAUAGCAGUCAUCUGGUUCCACCUUCAUGAAUAUUCGAAGGCUUUAUCAAUUCUUGAACCUCUGUAUCAAAACAUUGAACCAAUAGACGAGACAAUAGCCCUUCAUAUCUGCCUUUUGUUGCUGGAUGUUGUGCUUGCUUGCCAUGAUGCUUGGAAAUCUGCCGAUGUUUUAAAUUUGGAAAAAGCAUUUGGCAUCAGCAAUGUGAGCCAAGGAGAAAUUGGUAACACGGCCAAUCAACAAUCCACGAAUCUAGUUGUAAAAUCUUCCUCAGUUCCUAGCAGUCUUGUCUCUGAUGCAUCUAGUCCAGAUUUAGCUGCUAGUGUAAAUUCUUCUGAGAAUCCUCUAUCUAGAACUUUAUCGGAUGACCGACUGGAUGAAAUGUUUUCGACACUGGAUAUUGGUGGAUAUAACCUAACACGGCCUGCUGGUCUUACAUCUGUAAAUGAUCAUCCCCGGAUCACAGUUGAUGGAUCUAUCUCUGGUGUUGAUUUGAAACUCAAGUUGCAACUUCACAAGGUUCGGUUUUUGCUGCUAACUAGAAAUCUAAAGCUAGCAAAGCGUGAAGUCAAGCAUGCUAUGAACAUUGCUCGAGGUAGAGAUUCAUCUAUGGCCCUCCUCUUGAAGGCUCAGCUUGAGUAUACUCGUGGAAACUAUCGAAAAGCCAUCAAGUUGUUGAUGGUGUCAAAUAAUCGGACAGAUGCAGCAAUUUCAAGCAUGUUUAAGAACAAUCUAGGCUGCAUUUACUAUAAACUUGGGAAGUAUAAUUCGUCUGCAGUUUUCUUUUCCAAGGCACUCGGUAUUUGUUCAUCUCUUCAAAAGGAGAAGCCUUUAAAGCUAUUAACAUUCUCACAGGAUAAAUCCCUCCUCAUAGCAUAUAACUGUGGGUUGCAGUACUUGGCAUGUGGGAAACCAAUACUUGCUGCUCGUUGUUUCCAGAAGGCAUGCUUAAUUUUCUACAGAAGACCUGUCUUGUGGCUUCGGCUCGCUGAAUGUUGUAUAAUGGCUGUAGAGAAAGGGCUUGUGAAAGGAAGUCAAACUCCAUCAGACAGAUCAGAAAUUAGAGUCAAUGUUAUUGGCAAGGGUAGGUGGAGGAAACUUCUAAUUGACUAUGGGACUUCAAGAAGUGGACAUGUAGAUUCUGUUGAAAAGAAUGAUUGGGCUUUAGGCAGUGAUGGGCAGCCUAAGCUUUCAUUACCCCUUGCUAGGCAAUGUCUCUAUAACGCACUGCACUUGCUGAACUGUUCUGAAUGGAGUAAUUCUAAAUCUGUCUUACCCUCCAAUUCAUCCUUGGAGGAGAGUGAAUCGAGCAGUGGAACAUCUUCCAAGAACCCAAUCCAUAAGAAGUUACCCAGCAUCAAUUCCUUGGCUUCAACCAUAUUAGCUGGUUCGGUUAACUCAAAUGGAGAUUUGAAAGAGACGAAGGGAGGAGCUAAUAACGAGAUUCUUCAGAACUCUGUCUCCUAUUAUGAAGACAUCCGCAGAAGAGAAAAUCAGAUGAUUAAGCAAGCUCUUCUAGCUAACCUGGCAUAUGUAGAGUUAGAACUGGAUAAUCCUUUGAAGGCCCUCUCUGCCGCACUAUCGCUGUUAGAAUUACCAGGUUGUUCAAGAAUUACUUUUCUAGGCCAUGUCUAUGCGGCAGAGUCACUCUGCUUACUGAACAAACCUAAGGAAGCUGCAGAGCGUUUGGCCAUUUAUUUGUCUGGGGGCAACAACGUUGAAUCGCCGUUUAGUCAAGAGGACUGUGAGCUGUGGCAAGUGGAAAAACCUGUCGAUUGUGAAGAACCUAGUGGAGGAGCACCAGCAGCUGCCAAGAAUCCUUCUCAUGAGGGUUUGCGGGUAUACAAGUUUCUGAAGCCAGAAGAGGCACGUGGAACAAUUUACGCAAAUCUUGCCGCUGUGUCUGCAAUACAAGGUGAACUUGAGCUGGCUCACCAUUUUGUGACACAAGCGUUGUCCCUAGUUCCAAACAGUAGCGAAGCCACUAUGACCGCAAUUUAUGUCGAUCUCAUGCUGGGUAAGUCAGAAGAAGCUCUUUCCAAGUUAAAACAUUGUAGUCAUGUCAGAUUCCUACCCAGCAGUCUACAGUUGAAUAAAUCCUCCUAAUUGUUGUG
This is a messenger RNA of Hibiscus syriacus, 2805 nucleotides long. Its product is annotated as CCR4-NOT transcription complex subunit 10-like. NCBI's taxonomy places the organism in Eukaryota, Viridiplantae, Streptophyta, Magnoliopsida, Malvales, Malvaceae. Gene Ontology annotation, biological process: negative regulation of translation; mRNA catabolic process. Gene Ontology annotation, molecular function: protein binding. The record is from RefSeq and is a predicted model, not a curated record. Gene Ontology annotation, cellular component: CCR4-NOT complex.